CUGAUGUGGUUUGGGUGCCUCCUGCUCAGCUCACCACAGGGGGCUAUCCAAGCAUGGGGGAGAGACCCAGAAGUCACUGGAGAGAUUGUAGAUCCCUUGUGGCUGGGUAGUGUCUUCGGAGGAGGCGGGGCAUGUCAUUAGGCUGAGGGAUGUAUGGGUGUCCUCCUGAACCAAAUAAAUGGAUGGAUCAAUUACUGGAUGGAUCAUUAGCAAAGAUGUCUACAGGACCUGGGAUGAGAAGAGUUCAGGGUUAGUAGCUGUUUUAAAUACAAACUGUUAUGAUAGGAUAAAUGAUAGGAAAGGAUCAUUCCUUUUGACACAGAAAUAUGUCUGAAAACAACAGCCGAUUAAACAUUUGUGCAAUCAUCACUGAUCCCAUUAUUUUGCUAACAGGAAAGAUGCCGUGAUCACAAAGGUUUUUCAGCCUCUGCACACUGGUUUUGCUGACUCCUGAACAUUCCCUAGAUGAGGGAAUCCAGAGCACAUGAUAGCAGUGGAGGUUGCAUUCAUGCUCUCACCAGAGUUUUGUGAAUUUGCGAGCUUUGGGAUUAAUUUGUGUUCAUCUCAUCUUUGCACACAAAAGGGAGCUUCACUUCACGUUUAGCAGCUUUUAGGAUUAACAGCACAUCCAACUCCGAAUAUUUUUUUCUUCAAACGCUCAUUUGCUCAAACAUCCUGGAGUGAGACGUCCUGUCCUGAAACAGACAGCAGGCAGGCUGUCAGUCAGUGUAAAGUGAAGCUGCUGCUCAGACUCGAACUCUCACAGAGGAAUCGUUACAGGAUGAUCACGAGGAUAACCUGAAGCCUUUUGGAGCCAAAGGCUGUUUUCGUGUGGAGGAUUUCUAAGUUGGGCUUUCUAUGUGAAACACUGGAAGUCAUGACGGACUUUUGGUUGAUUUCUGUCCCUCUGGAUAAGACCAGUUCAACCAGUUUAGACAAACUCAAGCGCACCAUCACCAAAACAAAACUGGCCUCCUGCUCCAGGUUCUCCAUUCCAGACCUAAAGGUGGGAAUCCUGGACAGUCUCCUCAGGGUGGCAGAUGAUCUCUCCAAACUCGACACGCUAACCGAGAGCGUUAUAAAAACAACAUGCCAGUGUAUGAAGGAAGUGAUGGAGCCAUCCAGUGACAAAGUGCUAGACAAUGGUUUAGCCAAUGGAGAGCACAGCACGAACCAGAGAGCCGCCCUGUUGCCUCAGAAAGCUCAUCUCACACCCCUCAGAGUGGAUCUGAUCAGCUAUGUGACGAAGUUUCAAUGGGACAAAGCUAAGUAUCCCACAGCUCUGCCCCUCUCCAGCCUGGCAGAGCUCAUCAACAAGGAGGUUUCGCAGGUGGAGACAGAAUUGAAAUCCCGAACUUCAGCAUUCAACAGCGUGAAAGCAAACUUGCAAAGCCUCGAGCACAAGCUGGAGGGGAGUCUGCAAACCCGCGGUCUGAACGGCUUCUUAAGGAAAGAAGACCUGGUGGUUUCAGAGUACCUCACCACUCUGCUGGUUGUGGUGAGCAGAGGGAGCUACCUGAAGUGGGAGAAAAGCUACGAAUCCUUUUCAGAGUUUGUGGUUCCACGGUCAAGCAGGAAACUGUUCGAGGACUUAGAGGGGGGAGUCUUCUCAGUAACCCUCUUCAAAAGAGCUGUGUGUGAAUUCAGAGCCAAAGCUCAGGAGAGCAAGUUCAUUGUGCGUGAGUACAGCUUUGAUCUGGAAGAAAAGAAACAGCAGGAUCUCACACAGCUCAGCGCCCACAAGAAGGAGCAAUACGGAAUCUUUGUGCGUUGGCUGAGGGUGAAUAUCAGCCAGAUGUUCAUUGCCUGGAUCCACGUGAAAGCAUUAAGGGUGUUUGUGGAAUCCGUCCUCAGGUACGGAUUGCCUGUCAAUUACCAAGCUCUUCUGCUGCAGACUGACAGAAAACGUUCCAAAAAACUGAAGGAGGAACUUUCAUUACUGUUCGAGCAUUUGGACCCAAAGGGCAUCACGACAGACGCGAGCUCUGACAUCCCGGGACUCUGCCAGCAGGAGUACUCCUCCUACAUCUGCUUUCACAUCAGCACCAGCCUGCUGGAGACCAGCGAGAAAUCAGGGACGUGACCAACAAAGCACAAGAACCUCGUCGCAAAUGCUGCAACCUCAGAAUGUCCGAGCCACAGAAAUACCCUCACCAGUAAAACAGAAUACAACAGAACAUCAGUCUCACAUAUCUCAAUUUCAAGGAUGGAGAUAUGAAUAUAAAGGAUCCUCAUCAAGACGAUGUCAGCUGCACAUACACGAUUCUAGGACCGUUUAAAUACCUUCAAUGCAUCACGGGAUGUAUCUGAAAUAAUUUUGUCAAUAUUGUGUGUCUACAAAUUAAAUUAUUUUAAAUCUUUCAAGGAGUCUUGAAACUGUCUCAAACUUAGAGAGUUUUUCAACAAAGCUCGUCAUUAUUUUCCAUCUUUUUUAUAAUAUAAACAGCAAACAUCUUCCAUUUUUAUUUACCUUGUGUAAUUUUUAGUAUUU
Molecule: messenger RNA, 2491 nt
Organism: Menidia menidia (Atlantic silverside)
Lineage: Eukaryota; Metazoa; Chordata; Actinopteri; Atheriniformes; Atherinopsidae
Source: the annotation of a GenBank genome assembly